Messenger RNA from Suricata suricatta (meerkat), 2142 nucleotides. RefSeq names its product pyridoxal phosphate binding protein (gene PLPBP). Gene Ontology annotation, molecular function: pyridoxal phosphate binding. Lineage: Eukaryota; Metazoa; Chordata; Mammalia; Carnivora; Herpestidae. Bases 63 to 890 code for a protein of 275 amino acids. The record is from RefSeq and is a predicted model, not a curated record. The transcript is spliced from 8 exons. Gene Ontology annotation, cellular component: intracellular anatomical structure.
GUGGUCUCUGCCUGAGGGGGGCCCCCGGGUUUGGGGCUCUGCGUUAGUCCUAGUCCCAGGGGAUGUGGAGAGCUGGCAGCAUGUCGGCGGAGCUGGGAGUCGGGUUCGCACUGCGGGCAGUGAACGAGCGCGUGCAGCAGGCUGUGGCGCGGCGGCCACGGGAUCUCCCAGCCAUCCAGCCCCGGCUAGUAGCCGUCAGCAAAACCAAACCCGCAGACAUGGUGAUUGAAGCCUACAGUCAUGGCCAGCGCACUUUCGGAGAAAACUAUGUUCAAGAACUGCUAGAAAAAGCAUCAAAUCCUAAAAUUCUAUCUUCGUGUCCUGAGAUCAAAUGGCACUUCAUUGGCCACCUACAGAAACAAAAUGUCAACAAAUUGAUGGGUGUCCCCAAUCUCUUCAUGCUGGAAACCGUGGAUUCUGUGAAGUUGGCAGACAAAGUGAACAGUUCGUGGCAGAAAAAAGGUUCUCCUGAAAGGUUAAAGGUUAUGGUCCAGGUUAACACCAGUGGAGAGGAGAGUAAACAUGGCCUUCUGCCUUCAGAGACAGUAGCCAUGGUGGAACACAUAAAUGCCAUGUGCCCCAGCCUGGAGUUUGUGGGACUGAUGACCAUAGGAAGCUUUGGACAUGACCUCAGUAAAGGACCAAACCCGGACUUCCAGGCGUUACUGUCCCUCCGAGAGGAGCUGUGUAGAAAGCUGAACAUGCCCACCGAGCGGGUUGAGCUGAGCAUGGGCAUGUCCGUGGACUUCCAGCACGCAAUCGAAGUAGGAUCUACGAAUGUCCGAAUAGGAAGUACCAUUUUUGGAGAGCGAGAUUACUCCAAGAAACCUGCUCUGGACAAGUCCGCGGCAGACCUCAAGGCCCCCGUGGAGGUGACCCAGGCACACUGAGCCCAGGCUCAGCCGGCAGGCUCGCAGCCCGCGCCUGUCCAGGAGCACUCACUAUGCACUCGCCUGGCCUCCAUGUUGACAUCCCCUGUGUUACAGCACAGCCAUGCUCUCCUUGUGGCCUGGAGAGAGUGCACUGAGGAUCGUGGGUAUUGAUGGGAACCGCUCAUACUUUGGAUCUGUCAUAAGAGGCUCACUUCAGGUAGUGGCUUUGAAUCAGGUUUGAGAAAUCCAGACGUUUGUGCAGAACAGAUAUCAAAUCAGUAGCCAGGAGUCAAGUUCAGUGUUGAAUCCUGUCCAGGAGCACCAACCAACCCGCGAAUGCCUUCCCCAGGUUAAAGUGUGGUCACUCAUGCCUAUAAUCACCAGAGCGAGAGGGAUUCCCAUUUGUCAUCCACUUAAUGGAAAGUCCCUUCAUGCAAACCCCCUAGUGAGUAAUCGUCUUUGCUGCUCUGGAGCAAAGUGGUAUCUGCCCCCAGGUUUGACCCCACUCGGUAAAUAUUUGUCCCCACUCUGGAAUGACAGUGCAGGUAACUUGAGGAGCUGGCUCAGGGUAGUGCUGCAAACCCAAAUCAUGUUGAUCAGAGUUUAUGUGACCUUGUGGUCCCUGUGAACCGUGAAAACUACAGGGGUAACAUAAAUGGACUUGGGCUUUUCUAACCUCCUCCUGAAGAGACAGGGCUCUCCUAGAUGAGAAUUAAAUGCUAUGAUUUCUUCUCCACCAUAAUCAUCUUAAUGGUGAUUUCUUAUCUCAAAGACCAGUGACUCUCCUAACUCACCAGAAAUUCCUUCAAGGCCAGUUCAGGCUCACAGUUUCAACAAGGCCUGGCUUGGAGGUUCCCGUUCCUUCGGAGCAUUUUCCAGGCACAUCUAAAGCCCUUCCUCCCUCUACCCCCUACUCCCGCUAUAUUUAUAAGCCAGAAUUUGCAACUUCUUGAUUGUUAAUAAAGUGGCAGCAAGGUCUUCAAAAACCAGAAAGCACAAUUCUCAGAUAUCCAUAACAGAUGACUUCAGUCUGGGUGGUUUAUUUUCUAGAUGUUUUUUCCUUAUGUAUUCAAGCCCCAGUCUUCAUUUUAGGAAAUAACUUUCAGAACGUGCUACUGCCGCUGAAUGUAAUUUUGUAAAACCUAAACCAUUAUGAUUCCUGUACUGUUUCAGUCAGAGCUAUAACGUUUCAGAGUCUAGUGAAUAAAAACGCGAAUUUGAAUUCUACCAUCUGUGCCAAUUACAAAGCAAUUAAAAGAUUUAUUUUUUA